Malurus melanocephalus (red-backed fairy wren) is the source of this 2699-nucleotide messenger RNA. It is a transcript of the gene BBS4, whose product is annotated as Bardet-Biedl syndrome 4. The record is from RefSeq and is a predicted model, not a curated record. Gene Ontology annotation, biological process: cilium assembly; protein localization to cilium. Gene Ontology annotation, cellular component: ciliary basal body. NCBI's taxonomy places the organism in Eukaryota, Metazoa, Chordata, Aves, Passeriformes, Maluridae. The transcript is spliced from 17 exons. Gene Ontology annotation, molecular function: protein binding. Bases 27 to 1733 code for a protein of 568 amino acids.
CAUGGCAACCCCGGGCCGCCGCGGCCAUGGCGGAGCCGCAGGACGCCACGGUUUCUUCAUCGCCGGUGGCUACAGAGCCAACAAAACCCCGUCCUAAAAAAGCACCAGAGCUGCCAAUCCUAGAGAGGAGGAACUGGUUGAUUUAUCUGCUUUACGUCCGCAGAGACUACGAGGAGUGCAAGGCUGUCAUCAAAGAGCAGCUCCAGGAGUCCCAAGGGCUCUGUGAAUAUGCUGUCUACGUUCAAGCUUUGAUAUUUCGCUUGGAGGGGAAAAUUCAAGAAUCUCUUGAACUUUUCCAGACAUGUUCCAUUCUGAACCCUCGAAGCGCUGACAACCUCAAGCAGGUGGCACGAUCCCUGUUUCUCCUGGGGAAGCACAAGGCAGCCAUCGAAGUGUACAAUGAAGCAGCAAAACUCGAUGAGAAGGACUGGGAGAUCAGCCACAACCUGGGUGUGUGCUAUAUGUACCUGAAACACUUYAACAAGGCACAAGACCAGCUCAACAAUGCCCUGGAGCUCAACAGACAUGAUCUGACCUACAUGAUGCUGGGCAAGAUUCACCUCUUGGAGGGGGACACGGAUAAAGCCAUUGAAGUCUAUAAGAAAGCUGUAGAGUUUUCUCCAGAAAACACAGAACUCCUCACAUCCCUGGGCCUACUGUACCUGCAGACUGGGGAUUACCAGAAGGCUUUUGAACACCUUGGAAAUGCACUUACCUACGACCCAGGCAACUACAAGGCCACCCUGGCUGCUGGCAGCAUGAUGCAGGCCCAYGGGGAUUUCGAUGUGGCCCUCUCCAAGUACAAGGUGGUGGCCAGCAGUGUUCCUGAGAGCCCUCCCCUCUGGAACAACAUCGGCAUGUGCUUCUUCGGCAAGAAGAAAUAUGUAGCAGCUAUCAGCUGCCUGAAGAGGGCCAACUACCUGGCUCCCUUUGACUGGAAGAUCCUGUACAACCUGGGCUUGGUGCACCUGACCAUGCAGCAGUACGCCUCGGCCUUCCACUUCCUCAGCGCUGCCAUCAACUUCCAGCCCAAGAUGGCAGAGCUCUACAUGCUGCUGGCAGUUGCUCUGACCAACCUUGAAGACAUCGAGAAUGCCAAAUGCUCCUACGAACAAGCUGUKGCCCUGGACAAGUGCAACCCCCUCAUCAACCUGAACUACGCUGUCCUGCUCUACAACCAGGGCGACAAGCAGGGYGCCCUGAGCCAGUACCACGAGAUGGAGAGGAAGGUCACCGAGGCCAGGGAGAGCAGCGCGCCCGACUUCGACCCCGAGAUGGUGGAGAUGGCCCAGAAGAUGGGAGCAGCCCUGCAGGCUGGGGAGAGCCUGGUGUGGACCAAGCCUUCCAAAGAGUCCAAAUCCAAGCAGAAAGCUGCUGUGUCAGGGAAAUCCAGCUCUCAGCAGCCUUUGGGCUCCAACCAGGCCCUGGGUCAAGCCAUGUCCUCUGCUGCAGGGUAUGGGAAAACCAUGCAGCUGCCCCCAGAGCCUGAGUUAAUUCCUGUUUGUACUGAACUCUGCCAGCUGAGUGAGACCCUGUACCUGAGSUUCAUUCGAGCAGGACUUUGGGCACUGUCAGGUGCUGCAACACCAGCUCUACCAAAAAAGCCUCCCUCCCUGCCUCUGGAGCCAGAUCAGGGGCAGGACUCGGAACCGAGCCCCGAGGAGAACUCAGCUCCCACGGGGGACGAGGAGCAGAGCAAGGAGAAGCACCAGAGCCAGGAGGCAGCRGAGUAGGGAGCCUGUUCUGGGCAGGACAGGGGGCAGGAGCAUCUCCAGGGCUGCCUGGCAUCUGGAAAGGGCCCUGUCCCCCUGCCCCAUGGUGUUCUCUCCCCACUGCCAGUCAGUGAUUUUAGCUCGUGGGCUCUGCCUUGUCCCAGAAGUCAUGGCAGUGACCCCAGGUUUCUGUUAGCUACCCUUAGUGUGCUCACAGCUCACCACGAGACUGGAAGGCCCAGCUCUCCACAGGUUGGGUGUGAGUCCUCCACAGGGACAUUUAGCAAAGCCAGCAGUAGAGAUUUAGGAACCUGGACCCUGAGGAGGACCAAAUCCUUCCAGUGGCUGAACUGGUAAGCAGCUGAUUGCAUAAAGAACCAGAAAACUGAGGCUUCAGGGCUCUGUGCUGGCUGGUGGAGCUCCCCAGCUGUCUGCCAGUGCAUUUCCUGCUAUUAGUUCUGCACUGUUGGAUUGUACCACUCCACAAUUACCGGCCCAGGAGAGGAAUUCAGUAAUGGGAACUUCUCCGARGCAGCACAAGCAGGGCUCUGGGUACAUCCCAGCCUCCAGCUGUGCUUUGUGGUUUGCUGCUCUUAUCCAGAACAUUGAUGCAUCUUUAGAGCCCAGCCAGGAGCUGAAGUGCUCUCCUGCUCCUUGGAGAGCAGUGAAAGAGUAGGACCCAUCAUCUUCCCCUGGGUCCUGAUSGCCCAAACUGCCUGUUUAUCUUAAAUGUGGAUUUUUUUCCCCCAGCCAUCCUUUCUGCUGAGUUUCAUGUCAGUUCAGCUCUCCUGUAAGAAUUCCCUCCUGCCAGGAGUUAAAGUAAACAGAAUUUUUUGUGGAGCACUGGCAAAUUGAAAUGAACCAGACAAGGUGCAGAGUAAGUCAGGUACAGUGCAAAGGUUUUUAUUCACAUUUAACUUCUUACACUGAAAGUUCCUGCAGUCUAAUAGAGUGCCUGGGAAGAAGAGGUGAGGGAUGCAGAGCAGG